Molecule: messenger RNA, 2704 nt
Organism: Ectocarpus siliculosus
Lineage: Eukaryota; Phaeophyceae; Ectocarpales; Ectocarpaceae
Source: the annotation of a GenBank genome assembly
UUUACAAAAGAAUGUUCCUGUUUUUUUUCUCUACACGUGCAACUCCACGCGACCGAUGUGCAGGAGUUCGUCGGUGUGGCCGACGACAUUUCUCGUACAAAUGGUAAAACCCAGCAGAGAUUUACAAAAAAAAAGAAAAAGUGGAGAUCCUUUCGUAGGGGUACAAUCUCUCAAAGUCCGUCGAAGACGAUACUGUACGCUCUUUUUGACAUUGGCGUCAAGGAAGAGAUUCGAACUCUCGCGGGAAUAGCCCACAUAAGGAGAAAGCAGUAUCACGAAGGGGGCUUGCCGUUGGCCAUGAUGAACAUCGGAAGCAACCAAUCAGGCACGGAACUGGUGUCGAUUUUCGUACCCUCCGGCAAAAUCUUGGGGAAGAGGUAGGUCGGGAGCAGGAAACGGAGAGAUCGGAUGGAGGGCGGCGUGUCUCCUCCGACGUCCGUGAAGCCGUACUGCUUGGCUAGCUCGGCCACGAUUUGCACCUUGCCAGUCUUCUUUAGGAUCUCGGGAUCUGCCGCGAGCGCCGCCACCGCCCGGCCCGUGAAGAAAGGUGUCUCCAUCGGAGAGCUCAACGCGAUUCCUGUAUUCGCCUCGAACUCUGCAGGGUUCUUCGUCAUCAAGCUCUUCAUCUUCUCUGUUUUGACGAUCCCAGGGUACACGGAUACCACGGCCACUUUCUCCUCUUCCAGCUCUAUCGCCAUGUCCUUCGCCAGACGGUCAACCCCCGCCUUCCCCACGCCGUAGGCCACGUUGAACGAGUAGGCCAGGCCGCCGAACGAGCUCACGCAGGCGAUCAGGCCCGGCUUUCCGCCCCGAUCCUUCACCGACUUGAUCAUGAGGGGCGCCGCGAAGCACGAGGCCAUGUAGUGGCUCCUAAGACCCACGGUUAUCAGAGAGUCCCACGCGUCCGCCCCCUGCGUCCAGAACUUGGCCUGGAGUUGAUCGCCCGGGCCUAACGCGAAGGCGUUGUUUACGAGGAUGUCCAGCCUGCCUUGCUCCGACUCCACCCUCUCGAACAACGCUUUCACCUGUUCGUCUUUAGCGUGGUCACAUGCAACAGGGAUCCCUUUUCCGCCGGCGGCCUCGAUUUCGGCAGCGGUCUCCUCCAAGCUUCCCCCUAUUUCCUUGUCCGUUGUAUUGCCCCCAACAGAUCGGCCUGUAACGUAGACCGUGCACCCACGCUGUCCGAGUGUCACCGCUAUCCCCUUCCCGAUGCCUCUGGACGACCCCGUCACGACUGCAACCUUGCCUCGUAGAUCAUCAUCACCCCCAGCAGCAGCAGCAGCAUCCGAUGAUGCCGCCAUGCGCAGUGGAGCCAAUGAGCGCCGGCGGCAGGUGCUGGAAAUAGGAUGCCUCUGCCGGGUUGCCGCUGAUGGUCUUGAGAGCAUCGAGGUCACGCUGUUGGUGGUGGUGGUUGGUGGUGGCAUCGUAUAGAAGGCGCCUGCUUCUGGCGCAAGAAGGACCACCGUCGCCACGGCAAUCCGACAGGGCUUUCGCAGCAGCAGCAUCAUCAUGGAGUAGAGAGGGGCCGCGGCGAGGACCCUGGAUGAUGAUGAGCAGCCUCACGUGUAUGCUUUGGGCUACAGCCAGCAAGCGCACAACCUGUAUGACUCCUCGCGGCAAGGGGGAGGUGGCACCGGCUGUACUACCGCUGCGCGGGAGACAGGGAAGCUGCUGCGUGCAGCGGGUGUGCCGCCCGACCCGAUGCCCCGUUCUCCAUUCUCCAUGGGUAGCAGAUGCGCAUGUUCGAUUCCCCCGCAUUUUCUAUUUCGCCGCAUUCAUGAGCUACUGCUGUUGUCGUACAUCGUUCUGCCAGCGCUGCCCAGCUUGGCUCGAGGGAAUGAAGGCCGCUCACAGCUUCGGUACAGAUCUCCUUGUGCUCUUAUUGGCUUUGUUCAGUUCCGCGGAGGGGUGGGGCGCGAUCAAAGUACACCAUCCUUACCGCAACCGGGGCGAUCCAGCUGCCCUCCGAGGAAAGCACCCCGUCAGCAGCAUCACGGCCUUUGGCACAGCAGCAGGCACAAAGAAACAGAAGCUCAGCCGGAAUGCGAUGCUUCUAAACAGCAGCAGUAGCAGCAGCAGCAGCAGCCAAGGAGAGAAGGAGAGCGAUUUACGACGGCAAGGUCGAGUCAGACAACGAGGAGAACGGGCCGAAGAACAACAGUACGAUGUAUUGGCCCGUUACCCAGACACGAGCGAAAAGAAAGCGUGGGUGCUAGCAAUACCGCUGGAAGAUGGAGUUGUCAGGGAGGUCGCGGAAGAGCUCGGCGCGCUCAACGCAGCACGUUCGAAAGAGCAGCAGUACGCCGGCGAGAUCAGGACCCACUUUGCAGUUCUCCUGCAGGUGGGAGAUGGCCGCUGCUUGUUGCUCGAGCGCCGGGGGGAGGGCGGCGUGACCGCUUCAGAUGUCCGCCCCUCCGAGGUAAAGCACAGGGCGGUGCGCAGCGAGGCAAGAGUGGCGUCCUCUCUGGAAGAGAUCGCUUCGGGUUUCUUCCGGAGGGAGAGCGGGCGGCAGUUCGACCUCGCCACCAACAACUGCCGGAACUUCGCGCACAACUUCUACCGCGAGUUUUGUGAGGACACGCCGUUCUCUGGUGCAGGCGGCGGCGGCGGCGGCGGCGGUGACGGUGAUGGCGACCAGAAUAAGAGCGACGUUGAGAGCUUCUGCCGCUGGGUAGAACAGAUGGACCGCAAGGACGGCUUGUGA